This is a messenger RNA of Cydia splendana, 8956 nucleotides long. It is a transcript of the gene Cadps, whose product is annotated as calcium-dependent secretion activator. Lineage: Eukaryota; Metazoa; Arthropoda; Insecta; Lepidoptera; Tortricidae. The record is from RefSeq and is a predicted model, not a curated record. The transcript has 34 exons. Gene Ontology annotation, biological process: dense core granule exocytosis; synaptic vesicle exocytosis. The coding region runs from base 314 to 4513 and encodes 1399 amino acids.
GCAACACCGAAGCGCGGGUGAAUACGAACCGUGACCUCGUUUCCUACCCCGUCGCCCCAAAGUCAGCAUGAGGGCGCAGCCUUACCGAUACCUUAUCGUAUCGACCCACCAUCCGCCAUUAGCACGCAUGCGCAAAAAUAUGCGGAAUAACUGACGUUUCAGCCAGCCAGUACCACGGCGAAAAUCCACACGACCCUGUAAAUAAAACUGUAAAUAUUCCUAAAUUAAAUAGUGACUGUGAUUCGAAUGUUUUUAAAAAUCAACGCUGUGUUUGGUGAUAUCUGAACGGGGCGGGAGCUAGUUGUAAGCCACAAUGAUCGAUCCCAGCUCUUCGGAAGAGGACAGCGAGGAUGAACACAAGAAGCAUCAGCCCACCAACAAAUUACAACCUGUGGCUCCACCCGGUUCGUUGGCAAGCGGGCGGCCCUCGGUCCGCGGCAAACCGGAGCUGCCCCGCGGCUCUACAGCCGGUCUACAGGGUGCGAGUCCCCUCACGACGGCCCCGCUCGCUGCCCCCCUCCACCCCGCCACCCGGCAGCGGGAGCAAGCCGCGCUAGCACCACCUCCACAUGCAUCGUUCUUGCGCAGGACGUCGACCGGGAGUGCGAGUUCCGGGGAGGCGCCAGCGCCGUCACCUAGUCCUUCAGGGGCCAGCCAUUCUGACAAGGAUCAAGACCCUCAGGAAAAGAUCGAAAAGCUAGAGGAGGACAAGAAGCGGCGACUGCAGCUGUACGUGUUCGUGUCGCGAUGCAUCGCGCACCCCUUCAACGCCAAACAGCCGACGGACAUGACGCGGCGGCACACCAAGCUCACGCCGCACCAGCUGGAGACCAUUCAGGCGCGGUUUCAGGCAUUUCUAAAAGGCGAAACCCAGAUCCUCGCUGACGAGGCCUUCCAGAACGCGGUCCAGUCGUACCACGACGUAUUCCUCAAGUCCGAGAGGGUCGAGCAGAUGGUCAGAUCAGGCGCCUGCAGCCACCACGACUUCCGCGAAGUCUUCCGGAACAAUAUCGAGAAGAGAGUCAGGUCUUUGCCAGAAAUUGAUGGAUUAAGUAAAGAAACAGUCUUAACGUCGUGGCUAGCUAAAUUCGACUGUAUCAUGAAAGGAACGGGUGUGCUGGGUGACGAUGAAUCCAAGCGGCCGUCGCGGGCUCAACAGCAGAGUCUCAACGCGGAGUGCAUCCUGAGCAAAGAGCAGCUGUACGACAUGUUCCAGCAGAUCCUUGGGGUCAAGAAGUUUGAGCACCAGCUUCUGUUCAACGCGCUGCUUCUGGACUCGGCAGAUGAACAAGCGGCCGCUAUCCGGAGAGAGCUGGAUGGAAGAAUGCAGAAAGUCAACGAGAUGGAAAGGAACCGCAAGCUAAUGCCGAAGUUCGUCCUCAAAGAGAUGGAGUCCCUCUACAUCGAAGAGCUCAAGUCCUCGAUCAACCUCCUCAUGGCCAACUUGGAGUCCCUGCCCGUAUCCAAGGGCGGGGCUGACUCCAAAUACGGCCUGCAUAAAAUCAAGCGGUAUAAUCACAGAUCAAACGCCGGGCCUGACCCGAGUCCAAGGUUGAGUAAGCAGCUGUGUUUCAGAUCGCAAGGGUCUCUGGCCAACAAGUUGACAGGCGAGGGCGACGGCGGAGAUGUUGACACUCAGCUGACCAAAAUGGAUGUCGUUCUGACUUUCCAAAUAGAGGUAGUAGUGAUGGAGGUAAAGGGUCUAAAGUCAUUAGCGCCGAACCGGAUAGUGUAUUGUACUAUGGAAGUGGAAGGGGGCGACAAGCUGCAGACCGACCAGGCUGAGGCGUCUAAACCGAUGUGGGACACUCAAGGUGACUUUAGUACCACACAGCCCCUACCAGCUGUAAAAGUUAAGUUGUAUACGGAGAACCCCGGAGUACUAGCCCUGGAAGAUAAGGAACUGGGGAAAGUGGUUCUCAGACCUACGCCACUUUCUAGCAAGGCCCCAGAAUGGCAUCGCAUGACGGUACCAAAGAACCUUCCAGAUCAAGAUCUGAGAAUCAAAAUAGCUUGUCGGAUGGACAAGCCACUGAACAUGAAACACUGCGGGUACCUCCACGUGAUCGGCAAGAAUGUCUGGAGAAAAUGGAAGCGGCGCUACAUGGUGCUGGUGCAAGUGAGCCAAUACACGUUCGCGCUGUGCUCCUACAAGGACAAGAAGUCAGAACCGGCGGAGAUGAUGCAACUGGACGGCUUCACAGUGGACUAUAUAGAGCUGGCUAGCGCACAACUAAUGGUUGGGCAAGAACUGGAAGGCGCCAAGAACUUCAUGAACGCCGUCCGCGACGGCGAGUCCGUGCUAAUGGGAGUGGGCGACGAGAACGAGUGCCACUUGUGGGUCAUGGCUUUAUACAGGGCCACAGGCCAGAGUCAUAAGCCCACUCCACCUACUACGUCGGAUACGCAUCAUAAGAUCAUGGGAGAUGCAGACAAGGCGCGUAAGCAUGGAAUGGAGGACUACAUCCAGGCAGACCCGUGUCAGUACGAUCACCACCAGCUGUUCUGUACGCUGCAGUCACUCACGCUGAAAUACCGGCUCCAGGAUCCUUACUGCUCAUUGGGUUGGUUCUCCCCCGGCCAAGUUUUCGUGCUCGACGAAUACUGCGCGCGCUACGGCGUUCGCGGCUGCUUCCGCCACCUCUGCUACCUCUCCGACCUCCUCGACGUCGCCGAGAGCGCCUCCCAGACCGUGGACCCCACGCUCAUGCAUUACUCCUUCGCGUUCUGUGCGAGUCACGUCCAUGGCAACAGUACGGCCACGUUGCCUGGCAGGCCCGAUGGCGUGGGCAGCAUCACCGUCCAGGAGAAGGAGAAGUUUGCGGAGAUCAAGGAGCGGCUGAAGGCACUGUUGCAGCACCAGAUCACCAACUUCCGAUAUGCGUUCCCGUUCGGAAGGCCGGAGGGGGCGCUGAAGGCUACACUAUCUCUGCUAGAAAGGGUUCUGAUGAAAGACGUAGUAACACCCGUUGCACCCGAAGAAGUUCGUGCCAUGAUCCAAACCAGUUUGGAGAACGCAGCGCUACUGAACUAUACACAACUCAGUCAAAAGGCCAACAUUGAAGAGGAUUUAAGAGGAGAAACAAUGGUGACACCAGCGAAGAAAUUGGAGGACCUCAUACAUUUAGCAGAGCUGUGCGUUGAUCUCCUUCAGCAAAACGAAGAACACUACGCGGAGGUGUAUAACACAAAACCGGACUCUAGCGGUCAACCAAAUGCAUUCGCGUGGUUCUCGGAGCUGUUGGUGGAGCAUGCUGAGAUAUUUUGGGCCCUGUUCGGUGUCGACAUGGAUCGGGUUUUAGCGGAACAACCUCCUGAUACGUGGGAUUCCUUCCCGUUGUUCCAGAUUUUGAACGAUUAUUUGAGAACUGACGAAAACUUGAAAGGCGGCCGUUUCCACGAGCACCUACGAGACACGUUCGCUCCACUCGUGGUGCGGUACGUGGACCUCAUGGAGUCCUCCAUCGCGCAGAGUCUUCACAAGGGCUUCGAGAAAGAGCGGUGGGAGAUUAAGGGCAACGGCUGUUCAACAAGCGAAGAAUUGUUCUGGAAGCUGGAUGCGCUGCAGUGCUUCAUCCGGGACCUGCACUGGCCAGAGCCGGAAUUCCGGUCGCACCUGGAGCAGAGACUCAAGCUGAUGGCCAGCGAUAUGAUGGAGACCUGCAUUCAACGUACUGAGUCCUCGUUCCAGUCGUGGCUGAAGAAGAGCAUAACGUUCAUGUCAACGGACUACAUCCUACCGGCGGAGACAUGCGCCAUGGUGAAUGUGGCGCUGGACGCCAAGAACCAGGCGCUCAAGCUGUGUGCUGUGGAGGGUGUGGACAUUUACCAAUACCACGCGAAGAUGGACGCCCAGAUCGACUCCUGCCUCCAAGCGAUGGCGACGGGUAUGACCACGCGACUGUCAGCCGUGCUAGAAGCCACGCUAGCUAAGAUAGCACGGUUCGAUGAGGGGAGUUUAAUUGGCUCUAUCCUGACGAUAGCCAACGUGUCUGGGUCGGGGAAGGACAUCGGGCAAGGCUACGUAAACUUUAUGAGGAAUUCUAUGGACCAAAUCAGAUCGAAGGUGACAGAUGAGUUAUGGAUAUUACAACUGUUCGAGCAGUGGUAUGGUAUCCAAGUUGGAUUAGUCAACACGUGGUUAACUGAGCGGCCCGCGUUACACCCUCAACAGGUCGCGUGCCUUUCUAUCAUUCUGAAGAAAAUGUACAGUGACUUCGAGCUGCAAGGCGUGAUAGAUGACAAGCUGAACUCGAAGAUUUACCAGAACGUGGCGUCUCGUAUGCAUACCGAGGAAGCUACAUGCAGCUUGCUCCUGGCGCAACAGGACGCUGGGGGCGGAGACGAGGGUUCAGAAGAAGGUUCGAGGAGCGGCAAAUCGAAGCUGGAGGCGCUCACCGAGGAGGCCAAGCUUGGCAACGUGACUGCUGUCGUUGGGAAGGUGGGCAACAUCUUCGGGCGAGGCAUCGGCGAGCUGUCAUCGAAGAUAGGCGGCGCUUCGUCCUGGUUCUAGCGCCCCACAUGCGUUUUAUUAUUUGCCUACAUCGGUGUAGAGAGAUGAGAAUCCAUGCCUUGUAGUACUGCGAAGGGCCCUGCCGAGACCCUAUUGCAAAUAUCGAAAUUUCUUUGUCUGCCUCUCUAUCGCUCUUAAAAUAUAGUUAUUCGAACGAUAGAGAAAGUAGGUAAUGAUUUUCAAUUUUCGCGGUAGACCUAGACCACCGACAGAUUGCUGGUUGCGAUCAACCUGGAUAUCUCAGAUUGCGAACCAUUAAGCUAACAGAUUGGAACGACAGAUUUUUGCGUCUGGUGCCUUUACUGCUGAUCAGUUCGAUUUUUCAAUUGGCAACACUAAAGUUAUUGAAUUUUGCGUUCACAUGAGGGUAGUUAAAAGCAAAUCUACCUUAAGUCAACUUAAAUACCAAGAGAUUGAAUGAAUAAUCAUUUGUCUCAACCAUUUAGUGUUGUCAAUUUGAAUCUAUCGAACUUAUCGGAGUAACCUUUUUGAGAAAUGCUUGAUCUGAUUUUGCUAUCUGCGCGUUACCAUCGUUUAUUAAGAAUUAUUUAAAAAUUCUGAAAACAAUUUGCCCAUUCAGAAUUUACUAAAACGCCAAAAGGAAAAAUAUUUCAGAUCAAGCAUUUUCCUCCCGGCAGUAGUAAAAAGCUUAAAACUAUUCUGUGAUGAUGAAAUAAUUUCAUUUUGCUUUCAACUUUUGAAUUAGAGUUUCCGCCAUUUCUAAAAUAAAUAAAUGGCAUCUUACGCGCUAGGUAAUACUUAAGUGGCCAGUCGCAUAGCUUAGUGUGAUUUAGUAGGUAUAGUAAUUAUUUUAUAAAAAAAGCUUUAUUAUGUACAGUUAGGGUCACCAUUUAUUCGAUACCAUUGUACUAGGUGUGUAUAUUAAGAGUAGUAUUUGAUAACACGAAUGAUAACAAUAAUGAAAUACGAAUGCAUAAAUAGAAACACAUGCUACAAUAAGAAAACAUAUCGCUUUGGCAAGAGUAUAUUUUACGUGUUGUAAUUUGUAAAUUACAAUUAUUACGGUGGCGUUAUUUACAAAAAUAUAACGUAAAUUGUAAUGAGUUUGAAAAUGAGGAAUACGAGUGCACGGAGUUACCUAAAUUGAUUUUAUAUCCCUAGCCCUACUAAUUACAGAUAGUAGAUACGCCACUUAAAAAAAGUUUCCAAAUACCUAGUUAUCACCAUAUGGUCGUAUGGCAGAUGGAUUAAUUAAUAAUAACAACCACUUCAACAACUUUUUUUUGGGAAAGUGGCGUAUCUACUUUUGUAUUGUGUUAUCUGUGUCGCUAUGCUCCCAACUCCCAAGUAACAUCCAAAUGCACUAUCUCAGGCAGUGUAGUUUCCAAUGCAACUCUUUCUAUACCUACUUCAAGAAAACAUAUUUUUCUAAUAGACUUCGUAAUUCACUUUUUACAUCAUUUGUUUAAUCUAGUUCUAAUCUAAUGUUUACCUCAAAACUUUUGGAAUGCAUUCUUAUAAAAAUAUAAAGGCGCGAGAAUCGUAUUUUUGCUAAACCUACAUAAUGUUGCCAGUUAUUCAAAUUUUACCCCAUUUCGGGGUAAAAGAUGUUUUUAUAAAAAUGCAUGAUUAAAUUGAAAGUUAGUCACUGUUUGCUAUAGUACUAUUUCUCUAUAGUUUAAUGCUCUAAUGUAUUAAAAUAUCUAGUGACUACACUUUACCUUGACUUAGUCAUCGAUAUAACUAUUUAUAAAUGAAUAUGUAUAACAUUAUAGUUAUUUGUUGACAAAUAAUAUUCUUCUACGCUAAACACCUUACAAAUUUUUAAACUAGGUGAAAAAUUUAAAUUUCUUAGAUAAACUUAACGUAAAUGACAGCGAGUAGUCGCUAUGCUGAGCCUUAUUACUAAAGGGCGACUGACGGAUGUUAUUUUCAUGUUAAUAACAUCAGUUGGCAUUAAAACAUGCUUGAAGUAGAAAUUGACACUUUUAUUGCAUAUACGUAGUAAGGUACAAGGUUGUACGUAAUGCUACACAGAGUGAAUAAAUUCGAGUAAAACAUAUAAUACGGUGGCAAUAUAGUUAUUACACUGUACUCACCGCUAAAUGAUAUUGCGAACACUAGAGGUUGUAGGUAAUAAAGUACCAGUGUACUGCAUUUCAGCAUGUCAAGCUUCUUUGUAAAAAAAAACGAAUUACUAUCCAUCAUAUAGUCACCAAUAGAUAGCAUCUGGCAGCCGCCCAUUGCUCAUUACUCGUAACGUUGAGGACCGCUUGAGAAAGGCUUUUGAAGGAAAAUUAUUUUCAUUAUAUCACUUUUCAGCGUUCAUGACUAAAUCAUUACAUUUAUAUCUUGGCAUCUUAACACGCAAUAGCCUAAGACGAGCGAUCACAAACUUAUACUUGCCGCUAAAAAUGUCCGUACGGUCUAAGAAAUGAUUGAAAUCAGUACGCGAUGACAGAAAUUCUAAAUUUACGCAAUAUGCCUGUAAAUUUGUACGGUAACGAUAGCAUCAAGGUCAUGGUUUUCGCGCUUCUUGGAUUACUCUACAGCAGGGCUCUCCAAACCCCGGCCCGCGGGCCAAAUCCGGCCGGCGACGCAUUCCUAUCCGGCCCGCCAACACCCAAAGCGUCCGGCCCGCGGGAGUCAGGCCACAGGGGUUGAGCCGAACGCGAAAGUUUCUGAGGCACAAUAUGGCCCUCAGGUAAAAAAGUUUGUAUACCCCUGCUCUAUAGUUACAGUUUAGUAGAGUACCUAUUGGUAUUUAUUUAUCUAUCAAAUAAAAUUUCACUAAAAUUAUAACACGCGUAGACAUCGAAAGAUAUGCUUAAUAAUUGUAUGAAAACAUUUUUUACUAUCUCUUUUUCAUUUUUACUAGAUGCCAAGAUCACAGUAAAAUUAAAACGAAAUUCAAUAUGAACGGAUUAGACCAAAGCAUUAGUUUAACCUCGAAAUCAUAGUCAUUAUAAUGACCAUUUAGGUACACUAGAAAUGAAAAAUGCAGAGUCCGGAAAAUAUAUUUAGCACUCUGUCGCAAUAAUACCUUUAUUUUAACGCCUGUGGGUUUUUACAAAAAUGUAUCGAUCAGGCUAAAGCGACAAAGUGCUAAAUCAUUUGGAGUUUGCGACACUAUGUAGUACUGUAAUAGCACAGUAAAUAAUCGACAUUAGGUAAUGUAGUGCUCAUUAAUCAAAAAUAUGAAAUAAGAGGAACAUGUAAAGUAUCUAUUCACGUUUAUAUUUUAUUUUGCCUUCGUUUUUCACUACGAAUGAUGACUAUAUUUCUCAUGUGCAGAACGCAUGACAUGGUUUUGGGAAUAUUUAUUCAAAAUAAAAAUUGUAAAUCGUUUUAAUACACGAAGAUCCAGAGAAAAUCAUAACAUAAAAAUAUAUAAUUGUAAUAUAAUUAAGUAACAAUUAAUAGUCAGUUCCUUAAAUAAAAGACAAAAAAAAACAGUUAAAAAUGUGGUAAAAUAUAAAUUGUCGGUUUCCCAAUGCCCGAAUUUCAUUUAUGCGUUCUCACAUUAAAUUUGCUUCACUAUUUUUCCUAUAGAUUGGAAUCGAGCUCAAUCAAAAAGUACAGAUCUGUAGUGUCUAAGUCCAUAUAAAAUUAUGAAACGAGCCGACUGACAAUGUUCGUAGACUUGCUUAUAAUGUAUUAUUUCGCCACGAUAUGGUCGAGAUUCUGUAUGGCUUAUAAUCUAAAACGGUAAACACUUGUGCCUAUAAAUCUUGAAUAAUUAUUAAUAAUACUACUGAAUUUGGUAACAGUAGCUACGUCCAUAGGCUACGGUGACUGCUUACCAUCAGGCGGGCCAUAUGCUUGUUUGCUACCGAUUGUGUGGUAUAAAAAAAGCAUCAUUAGAUGACUUAAAUAUUUUAAAUUAUUGUGUUGUGAUGCUUUUAGUUGACAAUGGUAAUUGCCUACUGAGCAAUCAUACGGUUGAAUACGAACCAUAUUGAACAACAGUUUCAUUGCUCAGGUGUAUAUAAAAAGUAGUUGGUUUUUAAUAACUAAAGCCUAAAAAAUGCAUGAAACAGAAUCGACGCCUUCUAAGAUAAUUUGUGUAAAUUGUAAUAUCUGAUUAUCGCUUGGUCAUUCGUUUUAAUAUAGUAAAAUCGAAAUCAUUCAUUCAUUAUUAUAAGUUCCAAACUAAAACUCGUUAGAAAUAUCUAGAAAUCUACCUAGUAGGAUAGUGGCCUAAAUACUAGGUAUAAAUAUUGCUAAAGCUGUUAAAAUGCUUUAUGCAUUGUAGGUAAAUAAAUACCCAAACCUAACUUAACAUUCGUAUAUAACUUCAUCUUCAAUCUAAUUAAAAAUGUUACCAGAUUGAAGUAGUAUUAAUCACGGAUUAACCAUUCAAAGUGAGUAAUUUUGUCUGCGCCAUACUGAGUCUCUGAAACGCUUCGAAUGCCACCGAGUGUAUUGCGAUUGUAAGAGGAUACAAUAAAAAAUAUUUACAAUAAAAAUGUUUACUGUUUA